UUUGUUUUAGAUAGAAUCUUUGUGAUGGCCGUUUUUCUCUGUUAUAGCAAAGGAUUAAAAAAAAAAAACAGAACAGAUACUGAAAAACUUUGCUCUGUUAACUACAAUGGCUCACUUCCUAGACCUUAACACUCUCACCACCACCUGCACUUUACCCUCGAUUCCCAAACUACUGGAGAGAAGUAGAACGGGAAAAUCCAGCGGCUUUGUUUGCAAGAAAACCGACAAUGUUCAGGAACAACAACAGCUCACCAGACGGAUGGCUUUGGGAUUUGCUGUCUCCAUAUCUCUCACUGGAGCUUUCGGCCAAAGUAAUGUCUCUCUGGCACAAGACAACAAUGGUUUUUGGAUCGAUGGUCCUCUUCCAACUCCUCCUAUUUACAACAACAUCGUGAACGAGCAGACGGGAACGAGAACGUUCUUGAAGAAAGGAGUGUAUGUAGCUGACAUCGGGGCGAAAGGCAGAACAUAUAGAGUUAAAAAGUAUGCAUUUGAUCUCUUGGCAAUGGAGGAUUUGAUCGGACCAGACACGUUAAACUAUGUUAAAAAGUACUUGAGGCUUAAGUCCACCUUCUUGUUCUACGAUUUCGACAACCUUAUCUCUGUUGCUGCCUCUCAAGACAAGCAACCUCUCACUGAUUUGGCCAAUAGACUCUUCGACAACUUUGAAAAGCUUGAAGAUGCAGCUAAAAGGAAGAGCUUAGCUGAGACAGAAGCGUGUUAUAAAGAUACAAAGUUGAUUCUUCAAGAGGUAAUGAUCAGAAUGGCGUGAAGAGGCCCCAGUUCUGGUUCUAAAACACCGUUUUACUUGCUAUUGAAGAAGAGAUGAUAUUUCAUGGUUCAUAACUCUUUCAUUGGUCAUGAAAAUGUAAUAUUAAUUUGUCUUAUGUUUUGCUGCCUUCACUAUAA
This is a messenger RNA of Raphanus sativus (radish), 909 nucleotides long. RefSeq names its product photosynthetic NDH subunit of lumenal location 3, chloroplastic-like. Gene Ontology annotation, molecular function: calcium ion binding. Gene Ontology annotation, cellular component: photosystem II; extrinsic component of membrane; chloroplast. Bases 107 to 772 code for a protein of 221 amino acids. The record is from RefSeq and is a predicted model, not a curated record. The transcript is spliced from 3 exons. Gene Ontology annotation, biological process: photosynthetic electron transport chain; photosynthesis. Lineage: Eukaryota; Viridiplantae; Streptophyta; Magnoliopsida; Brassicales; Brassicaceae.